GCAUGCUCUUUGUGAAGAAUUCCAAGUGUGGCUUUCUGCUAUGACCCAGAUAGAGCUGGAGCCAACUAUUGACAUAUCCUGUGCUAAAUAUGAAUAUACUGAUGUGUUGCUGUGCCACGAUGAUGAGCUGGAAGGUCGGAGAAUUGCCUUCAUCCUGUACCUCGUCCCACCCUGGGAGAAAAGUGAUGGGGGAACGUUGGAUCUGUACAGCACAGAUGAACACUUUCAGCCACAGCAGAUCACCAAGUCAUUAGUGCCUUCAUGGAACACCCUGGUUUUCUUUGAAGUGUCUCCAGUCUCUUUCCACCAGGUGUCAGAGGUUCUGUCACAGAAGUGCCGCCUGUCUGUGAGCGGUUGGUUCCACGGCCCCUCCGUGGCCAGGCCUGCACGGCACAUUGAAGCCCCCUUGGCCAGGAGCCCACACAUCCCCUAUGAUCAUGAAAUAUUGUAUGAGUGGAUCAAUCAAGUUUAUUUGGACCUGGACUCCCAAGCUCAAAUCCAGGAGGAAUUUGAGGAGCGAUCAGAAAUUCUCCUGAAAGACUUUCUUAAGAAAGAGAAAUACCAACUACUAUGUGAAGCCCUGGAGAACAAAGAGAUCCAGUGGAGUAGUCGGGGGCCAGCCAAUAAAAGACUCUAUGAGGCAGCAGAGGAAGACAGCCUCCCGGACACCCUGAAGAAAUUCCUGCAGCUGCUGCGCUCUGAGGCCUUAUUUUUGCUGCUUUCCAACUUCACUGGCCUAAAACUGCACUUCCUGGCUCCCUCUGAUGAGGAUGAAGAUGCUGGGGAGGGACAAGCAGCAGACACCAGUGGGCACAGCAGCCCCAAACCUGAGCAGGAAGAGGCUGAACAACCAGCUAAUGGCAAUUCCCAUCAGCCACACCAGCCUGAGAGCAGCCCUGAAGCACAGGACGGCGAGACGCAGAGCAGCUCGGGCAGCCCUGUGUGUGCGGGGGAGCUGCGGCGCUGGACCCACGGGCACUACACUCUGGUCCACGACUCUCAAGCCACAGAAUUUGCACUUGACCUGCUCUUCUUCUGUGGCUGUGAAGACUGGGAUCCUGAAUACGGUGGCUUUACUUCCUACAUUGCUAAAGGUGAAGAUGAAGAGCUGUUGACAGUGAAUCCAGAGGACAACUGCUUGGCCUUAGUUUAUAGAGACAAAGAAACGAUGAAGUUUGUGAAAUACAUCAACCAUCGAAGCUUGGCACGCUUGAACAAGCAUCCAAACAAAACAGGAUUUUGGGACUUUUCCUUUGUCUAUUAUGAAUGAUGGUGUGGUGUGACCACUGUCACAGAGAACAGUGGUGGGUGCUGGGCAGGUUCCCACACAGACAUUCAGCUCUGACCUAAGCACAAACUUUGCUCAUGCAACUCCAUCACACUGCAUAAUGUGGGGGCAGGUGGUUUUUUUAACUGCAAAAAGGGGAAUUCAGUCUUCUUCUGAGUCCAUUGUAACACACUCUCAACUGCUUUUAAUGCUCUGUGGGUGAGGUUGUCACACAGCUGUCACCUUUCCAGCCGUUCUCUCGUGGGAGCAGCACAGUGGCAUCUCUGACCCAUCAGGGUGGGAAUUACAACUGUCCAUUGCCACAGGCUGCUGACUGAUUUUAUUAAAAAAAAAAAAAAAGGAAAUGGGUCAGUUAAAUGUUUCAUACCUGGUCAAGCAAGUUUUGUUAGAAAAUGCCCAAGACAUUUUCUGGUGCUUAACUGUGUUCCUGAGACAAAAAUAAAGGAGCCGCCAUGGGAAAUAUGAGGGUUUUCCAGCUGCACAACUCUGUGGAGUUGGGAAGGAAGACAGUGAGGCUAUAAAGGCAUUGGGAAGGACUUGGCACCAUAACAAGCAGGACUUCAUUAUGCUAAAUGCUGUAUAGACAGACCUAGAUGCAGCCCUUUUUCCAAAGAAUUUACAGCUAAACAGCCAAGAAGAAACCUGCUCCUGCACAGUCUCCUUGGGUGGGUGUGCACACAGCUCUGAGCUCCAGCCUCAGAACAGGGGCCAGGGACUGGGAGCAGGAAUGAGGCAUCUUACCUUUUACUGGCUUGGUGUCCAGAGCUAGUAGGGAGGUCACCAAACAGCAUGGCCUUGUGUCCUUUGUGUUAUGUCCUGGGAUCUCCUGAGUUUUAACAUGGCUUCUGUCACUGGAGAUCAGCUCAGAUGUUCAAGGCAGCAGCCAGCCAAGUCCUGUGGCAAACACUGCAAGAAAGGCAGUGAGUGUGGCCCUGGUGCAACACCUCCCUGCACAUUUUCAACACUGUGCACCUGCCCCACGUUCACUGCAAGCAGGACUGUGCCAGACUCACCUCUGAGGUGUCCAGCCCAGCAAGGGUGCAGCAGAGCUGUAGCAAUGCUUCAGGAGACAGCCAGAGUGCAGAACACUGCUGGAGACUCGGCCCUGGUCUGCACCUGCUUGCCUGGAACUUUGUUCUGUCACCCAGAGGCAAGUGUUCCUGCAGCUCAGGCAAGCCAGAGUGCAGGCCAUGGGCUUGCAGUGCAUGUUUAUUGCUCCUGUCUCUUCUGGGUGGGAGAGGGCAGCUUUGAGUUAAAGUUCUCUAAAGUUCUGCUCCUUCUCCCAUUCUGGGCCUGUUGUUGGAGGCCACCACAGUUGUGUAAAGCCACAGCUGGCAGUACAGGAGCAGUAAACUCAAAGCAAGGCAUGAGUGCUCUGCACCUUUCCUGAGCAGGUGGGAUGUCCUGUGGCCAUGUCUGCAUGAAGAUACAGGAGCAACAACCUUCAGCUUCGAUCCCAAUACACAAAGUUCAGUAAAGGAACUGCUGCCAUUGCUUCCAAAGGGAAAGGUAGCUCAGCCCCCAUAGGAGCCAGAGCAAGGGGCCAACACUGCUGUUAGAGUGUGCUGUGCAGGACUCUCCAGUUCCAGUGUCAGUUCCAUCCCAGAUGAUGAGCAGCUGCUCAGUUCUAGCUACUCCCUCAUGCUCUGUUGCCCAGGAAGGACGGCUGGGAGGUGGUUGCCCCAAGGUGCUGUUGCAAGAUCUUGUUCAUACUCUGACUCAUUUCCCAAAGCCAGCAUCUCUGUGUGCUGCCAAAACUCUCUUACUUGGUUUUAAUCUUCCUUUGCCACUUAUAAAGACACGGGGAUGAAGCUAGGAACAAAUCCUGAAGUGAGGACAGAACCUUUUGCAUCAUGAUUUCUGAGGCACUUUUUCUGCCCAUUGGGACAGCAGCUCUACCUGGGAAGAAAGCAGUUCUUAUAGAAACAAGUUCUUUUUCUGAGCUCUCCCCUAGAACAAGACAAGUAAUGGAGGUUUCAAAGAAAAAAAAAAUUAUUUGGGUAGUUUGGAACAAAAGUGACAGACACCACAGCUAUUCACAGCUUAGUCUGCUAGGCAAAGUUGGGAGUAAAUUAAUUAACAAAACAAAGUUCCUUCUUUGACUGCAUUGUGAGCCUAACAAUGUGCUUGGUAGAUCUUGGAACAUCCUUCCAGGAGAUUGGAAAGAAGUCAGGCUCUUUAGAGCUUGCUGCUUUUUAAUAAUAAGGGUAAUAAUAGUACACUAGAGGGCACACCAGCCUCUGCUUGAGCAAGCCCCUAUCUACCUGAUCACACAAGGAACCACCCUUCUUCCUCUGGUGACUCAGAUGAAGUCAUUUAAGAAGCCAAAUUUGCAGUUAGCUUUCAAAGGUUUAAAAAUGAACAUGUCUCUGCUCUCCCACCCUUCUUGUUAGGUCCUAAAGCCACAGGCAGCCCCAGGCAUGACUGGUGCUGCAGGUACACAGGAAAGACUUCACUCACUAAAAUUUCAAAUGACAGGAGCUACUGGAGGAAGAGGGGCCUUCAUUUAUACAGUGCCAGUAAUGGGAGAUUUCUCUAUAGAUGCUCUUGCUGGAUACCAAUCUGUAUUUACAAUUAGGUGCAGCUGCUUGCAAAGUACACACAUUUUUCAUUUGGCAAAGGUAAAAGUUGGUUUUACAGAAAAAUAAAUUACAAAUUUAUUAUCAGAAACUUAGAUAGGGGAAAUCAGCCUUACCAAAGGUCUGGACAGCAAGUGAAGGACUGACCUCACUGCCAGGAGCAGACCAGAGCUGGGGGUGUAGUCCUGAAAAUCAGACUGAUGGGAAAGCUGCUUUCUGAUCAGAGCCGCUCUCUUAUCAUUAAAUUGAGUACAUAAAUGUAAGCAAGCAAGCAUUAGGAUUUUGAACAUAAAAAACAAGAGCUUGAAACAGUGGGAACAGGUACAGCAAGUGGCAGAAAGCCCAGCACUCAUGCCAGGAGACUGUUCCAUAAUCAAGUCUCUGAGCUCACUUGCUUAGAACAGCAUGGGUGGCUCCCCACCCUUCUACCAAGCAGCUGGAUUUGACUAACAACCAGUUUCUUGGAAGGAUUGAAAUGAGCUCAGGCUGCAGAUUCUGACUGACACAGGUCUGUGCUUUCAGCAGCAGAGUUCUCCAUAUGGAAGGGGCCAAGGCAGUGGCGAGGGGCAGUUUUGGGAAUAAAACAUUGUGAGAAUUACAUUCCCCAUUCAGACUGGCCACACCAUGCUCACCAGUGGCUCUGUAACAAAGGGUGUUGCUGGUUUUAAUUCAGUAGUGGCUCAUUAAGAGACCAGUUAGAGGCCAUGACUCCUUCUGACAGCCCCAAGAAGCCACCCAAGAACUUUGAGAUGAACCAACUCCUCCCUGCCCAUUGUAUGGUGGCAAGGGUGACGCUGAUGCAGGAGCACUGGGGCCCAACCUCCAUCCUCUAAAAGUUAUUUUUAGCUUCCAAAAGAAAUUUGCUUUGGCAAAGGUUCUAAAAUACCUUUAGAUCUGAGAUAGAGCCUUACUGUAAUAUUUUAAUGCAAUUCUAAGAGAUCACACAACUAAACAGGUUUCAGCCAGGAGCCAAGUCAUUUUCCAAUACCUUCCUUUGAUCCCAUUAAGUACCACCAGCUCUUCAUGAUUAUGCACCAAGCUUGGGUGUGUAGUUUGUUUUUGUUGUUCCUGAAAUGCAUCCUUGCCCACCUCAGUAUCUGCAGUUUUUCCAGCAGUAGCACAGGACCAGUAGCUAGAAGCAAAACCUUCUGCAAUCCAGGUGUGGGGAGAGUGCUGGAUAUGAAACAGAACCACUUCCUACCUGCACAGAACAUGGAACUGGAUAUCUGUCAAAGAUCUUCUGGCUUAAGAGCCAGCAAGAUGUUAUCUUUUGGUGGUUUUCAUGCACUGCUCUGCAGUUUACCUGGAGAGCCACGCGUCCCUGCGUGAAACCCCGGGCUCUCCAGCACAGGGAGUUCAAGUGUAAAUGAACCAUGCAGCAGAAAUCAGAGAAUUUGUUUGGGUUGGGUUUUUUCAACACGUAAAUUUAGCAGUAAACAUCUCCCCAACUAAAUCAGAACAAAAUCAAUCAAGCCAGUCUAUGUUUUAAUGGAAAAGACCAAUGCCUUAACUACAAAAUAUAUUUAAAUACAUAAAUAAAUUACUGUAAUAAAAAAUAACUGUUUGAACUUCUGUCUUACAUAAAUACCACAUCUGCACUUAAACUCUGAUGCUCUCUUCAUGGAGUUUUGGUCUCUGUAAUAUUUCUCACCUGACAACUUAACUACAGCAAUAUCAUUGUAAUUACUUCACCCCACAGUGGAGUAGGGGUCUGAAUUAACUGCUUGUCACCCAUUAUCUGCUCAGUGCAUGGAAUCACUGC
Zonotrichia albicollis (white-throated sparrow) is the source of this 5629-nucleotide messenger RNA. The record is from RefSeq and is a predicted model, not a curated record. Lineage: Eukaryota; Metazoa; Chordata; Aves; Passeriformes; Passerellidae.